GUUGCCUUCAGGGUUGGUGUUUGCCUACAGUUGCGACAUCUUUUUUUCUCCCAAAGGAGUUUGCUUUACUUUUAAGUUCUUCUAGUUAAUCCAUUUCAAUUUCAUCCAUACCUAUUGUUUGUCGCUCGUUAUUCGUGCUCGUGUUAGCGUGUUUUUAGUUGCGCGCGUUGAGUCUGUUAUUGAUAUUGAUACCCUGUACCCGCUGCUACUGUGUAUUGAAUGGUGGAAUUGAAUUGGCGCUGGGAAUAAGUCAAAUGGCGAAUGAGUCAAGGUCCUACCUGUGUGGUUUAUUCCGCACCGGACCAAGGCCCGCCCCAAGGCCGACUGGAGAUAAUGGACUACGAGGAGUCGAAUUCUCCCCGAGAUCUUCCAUCGCAAGUUCAGUGGCUCCUACUGCCGUCGUAUCCCCUCUAUCACAGCCGGGCCGUGCCACAACGGUCCUCGAUAACCCGGAAUUGGCUGGAUAUUACUCGCCUCCAGGACCUCGGGCUAUACUUCCACCAAACCCGUCCCAGGAAUUAAGGGGCUACUAUGCCCCUGAGCCGGCUCUGGCUCCCGCUGUGCAGCCGAGGGUCCAUCCUACGAAGGUGGCAUAUUCGUGAAUUUAUAGAUGUUUCUCUAUCUCGCGGACAUACGAUCAUCAGACCCUUAUGCUUUCCUAUUGAGGGGGGCCACAAGAUUACACAUAUACCAUAUAUAUGGGGCAAGAAACUGAUUUGGUGGUUUAUUCGGCGUUACAAUUUACAUCACAAGAAAGCCCCCUGGGUGAUUGUUCGUCUCAUUGAUGGGUUGGGUACUUAUAGCCUUACGAUGUAAGCUCUCCGCAGUGACGAGCCACUUCAAAUAUUUACGCUAGAUUGAAUAUGUCAUGUGGGAACUACGCCGUUCAUUAUGAUGAGAUCAAAGAUAUAUAUUUAAGUAAAUACAUGUAAGGACACAGGUGAGGUAAGUAGAUGUAUUCUUCUCUUGUUUGCUUUAGUUACCACCUUAGUAAGUAGUUACAUAAACUAUCUAACUCAAAGACAAGGAGGUACUAUAUCUACUCAGACCCUGAUAGCAAUAGAUACUUAAAGCUACUUUAAUUCGGUCAGUUGUUACACCGUUGCCAUUGCUAAUUUUCACUUCUUAUAGGUUUGUAACUUAUAUGGUUCA
Daldinia loculata is the source of this 1152-nucleotide messenger RNA. RefSeq lists its product as uncharacterized. The transcript is spliced from 2 exons. Lineage: Eukaryota; Fungi; Ascomycota; Sordariomycetes; Xylariales; Hypoxylaceae. The coding region runs from base 255 to 602 and encodes 115 amino acids. The record is from RefSeq and is a predicted model, not a curated record.